Corythoichthys intestinalis (scribbled pipefish) is the source of this 5447-nucleotide messenger RNA. RefSeq names its product major facilitator superfamily domain containing 3 (gene slc33a2). Gene Ontology annotation, cellular component: membrane. Gene Ontology annotation, molecular function: acetyl-CoA transmembrane transporter activity. Gene Ontology annotation, biological process: transmembrane transport. The transcript has 6 exons. NCBI's taxonomy places the organism in Eukaryota, Metazoa, Chordata, Actinopteri, Syngnathiformes, Syngnathidae. The coding region runs from base 30 to 1445 and encodes 471 amino acids. The record is from RefSeq and is a predicted model, not a curated record.
GUAAGACUUUCUGAUCUGGCAACCUCUUCAUGCUCCAGCUCUACCACCAAUGUAAACAUUACAAGCAGAGAGCGGCCAACGGUGAGAGCUUGAGUCGUUUGGGUCGUCACCUGCUUCUCCAUUACCAAAACGAUGACAACAACCUGACCAAUGGACCACUGCACGUUUGGCGCAAGAUCAUGAAUGACAAACUAGUCUUCUUGGGGCUGCUGUACUUCGUUCAGGGCAUCCCCUACGGCCUUCAGUCUUCCCUACUUCCCGUGUACCUGCGUGGAGCUGGGCAUUCACUGACACGCAUUGGCUUCACCAAGAUCCUGUACUUCCCAUGGGUUCUCAAGGUGCUUUGGGCCCCAUUGGUGGACAGGAUUGGGACAAAGCGGCGUUGGCUGGUGGCAACAGUAUCUGGACUGGCGCUGACAUGUCUCACAAGUUCUGCACUGGCUCCAGAGAUGCACAUCUGGGCAGUGGCAGGAACCCUGCUAGCCAUGAAUACCCUUGCCUCUGUUCAAGAUAUUGCAGUGGAUGGCGCUGCAGUGGGACUGUUGAAAGGGCGCGGGGAACUCGGACUGGGUAACACAGCCCAGGUUGUGGGCUAUAAAGCCGGAUCAGUGUUUGCUGGUGGCGGACUGCUUGCUGUGAUUGACGUGGCCGGGUGGAGCUGGAUGUUUAUGCUGCUAACGUUCGUGUAUGCAGGCGUGGCUCUUUUUGUGUGGGGGGCUCCUGUGUUGGAUGAAGAACCUGUGAGGGGCCAGUCGGCAGAUGGGAGCAGAAGAGGAGGGCAGACUGGCGAUGCUUUGAUGCCAUGGAGAGUGUGGAGGAAGCUGUUGGCUGUCCCAGGUACCGCUUGGACAGUCCUCUAUGUGCUGACAUACAAAUUAGGCGAGCAAGGUGCUGUCACCAUGUUUCCCUUGUUUCUGUUGGAUCACCACAUGACUGCCAGAGAGCUCGGCUUCUGGAACGGCAUCAUCGCCAUGGGCUUCUCCAUCUGUGGCUCCUCACUGGGAGGGUUAUUGCUCGCACAGUUCAGUAUCGGCGCUCUCAUGCGACGUGUUUUUGUGUUGCGGACCAUUAGUAUGGUCUUCCAGAGCUCCUUACUCACUGUGCUGGAACCGUCGUCACUCAUGACAGGUAUGGCCGUCUUGAGUAUGAGCGUUCAACACUUCCUGGGUGGUCUGAUCACCACGCUCACCUUUACGACCAUGAUGCAUUGCACUCAGAGGGCAGAGGAGAGCAUUCAGGCAACUCACUACAGUUUCCUGGCAACUCUGGAAGUGUUGGGAAAGCUGAUGUUCAGCGCUUUGGCCGGAGGUGUGGUAGAUUGGUUCGGCUUCCAAGUGGCCUUCCUCUUCUUCCUUACCCUCUCCGCUGGAACAGCCCUGCACGUGUGGACGGCUACUUUUACUGGUGCUCUCAGGGAACACCAACUCAAAGAGCAGCCCAAAUGAAUAUCAAGACCCAGGCUGUAAUAUUCUAGGCUAUGAGCCCAUACAUACACAGGUAUUUUUAAAGCUGUUAAUGACCUCCACUCCAUUCUCAGAAAAAAUUACACGUCCACACAAUACCCAUAUUUUCACUGGAAAGUGCUACAUUAAGGUUAACUGUAAGUAAAAUUAGCGCCAUGUAAGUGACGUAAAUAAGCUACUUAGCUAUAUACCUGUGUUUGUGUGUACAUUUAAAGCAGAGAAAGUCUUAAUAUAACUUCUAAACAACCAUGAAUAAUAAACUAAAGCUUUAUGUGUUUGCAUUUAGGAAACGAUAUCACAAGUCCAUAUUUUAGGAGUUAUUAGGUGUGUUAGAAAGCACUAUGAAAUUAUAAUUUUAAGAAUUUGAAUUCCUCUGCAAACUUGAUAUAUUUUCUUUGCGCUGAAAGUCCAAGUCUUAAGUAUUCAAAUUUACUGUUUACUUACUAAGAGAUACAGACAAAAGCAAUAUCACAAGCCCUACCUAAGAUGCAUUUUGCAGAUGCAUGAGAAUUUUAUGGUUUACACUUUUAACCAAGACAUGAUUACUACCUCGUAUCAACAGUGAAGGGUAGGACUUACAAAAUGUGAACUCUAAAGCGGUUCUCAAAAUCAAAUUUUAAAAUAACAGACAAGCAAAAUUCACCUACAAAGCAGUAACAAUCCAUCAGUUUUGCAAAAGUUGUCUGGAUAGUUAAAAAGGAGAAAAGUGUUUAGAACAGGAAGUUGUGAUAUCAAAAUAUCAAUUAGCUGUUGUGCUAUAUACUAUACUGUAUGUUCUAUGUGUUCUAGCUGUAGCAAAGCUCAGCCUUAAAUGCUGCCUGGUGCCACCUGUCUCAGUUUUUGGACUGAAAGAUGAAAACGUUAAAGUACACUGCAAUAAGCCUGUUCUUUGAAACUUGAAAGUCAGUUGCCACUUAAGAGUUUUUGUGUUAUAUUUUAAAGAAAUCUAAGUACACUGUAAAUAAUAUACUGUAUGCUAUAGCACAUACUAUACUGUAACUCUCCAUGGUACUGUAAACAAGCAAUUCUGGUCAGGCUUAAAGGUCCCAUGUCUCCACAAUCCAAUUAUCUAUUCAAAUUAGAAAAAACUCUUUAUUCCUAAAAUUCCUUAGUACCUGCCCUCUUUUUGGCCACCCACUGAACUCGGCUGAGAGGCCAUGAUCAAGAAUCAGCAAACAUGAUAGAUGGUAUUUAAAAAACAUAGAUGGGGCAUGGGACCUUUAAAACAAUAGACUGAAAUUUUUUACUAAGUAGAUUGUAAAACAAAUGCCAUUGAAUGUAUUAUAGAAAUGAUAGUCUUAGUUUAAGACAAGCUUCAAUAAAAUGACCACAUGGUCACAUGCUUCUGAAAUUAAACUACAUGUCUACAAAUGACUGUUAGGCCCACACUGAAAAGAAAUGUUAUGUAUUAGAAACUGUCAAAACUACAAGAAAAAAGAUUACACAGUUCUUUUUUUUACAUAAACAUAAUCCAAAUUACUGAGCAGUGCAGUGGUACCUCAACAUACAAUCCUUUCGACAUCCGACGUAAAAUUUGAUAUGUCAUUUGUCUUGACCUACUCGAAAUACAAUUUAUGACAGCGUCGCAAUUUUAUUGUUUUUCCGUAAGAUGGACGAACGUUGGAUUUUCUUGUGAGAGAAAUCAACAUGGGUCCCAAGAAUGUUAGUGCAGGUGGUGAACCCAAGAAAAAAGUGACGCUUACCAUUGAAAUUAAGAAAGAAAUUAUUCUUUCCGUCCGCCAGUAGCUUAAGGUGAAAAUAUAAAGGCUUUAGUCAUUUAUUUUUUUCAUAAUUUGUUUUCAUGUGUCUUAUUGAAUACAUUUGUCAAAUUAGACAUAACACAGCUCACCGUAUCCGCAUGCACCCGCCGUCUCAUCCCACUUUCUGUACAGUCAUCUGAAAAAAUUCGGACACCCCAUGAAAUAUUUGAUUCUUUAUUAAGAAAUAUUAAAAUGAAUGUCUGAUCUUGUUUUUCCUUUAUCUCUGGAAAAGAAAGUGGUUUAAUUGCAGGUAAACAACAAAAAUUUAACACUGUUUUACUCAUUAAACCAAAUAUAUCAACAAAAAUGCAUAUUCUAACUGAGGAAAACGUUAGGACACCCUCCCACCUAAUAGCUAGUGGUACCCCCUUUGGCUGAAAUAACUUCAGUGAGACGCUUUUUGUAGCCAUCUACCAGUCUUUGACAUUGGUCUGAAGAAAGUUUGCCACACUCCUCAACGCAGAAUACUUUCAGCUGUGAGAUGUUUGAGGGUUUCUUGCAUGUACAGCCCGUUUCAAGUCACCCCACAGCCCCCCAAUGGGAUUAAGAUCUGGGCUUUGACUCGGCCAUUCCAGGACUCUCCACUUCUUCCUUUUCUGACAGUCCUUGGUGUAUUUACUGGUAUGUUUUGGGUUAUUGUCAUGUUGCAAGGUCCAGUUUCGCUUCAGCUUUAAUUUUUAACAGAUGAUCUCACAUGUUCCUCAAGCACCCUCUGAUACACGAUAGAAUCCAUGGUGGAUUCUAUGAUGGUGAGCUGGCCAGGUCCUGCUGAAGCAAAGCAUCCUCAAACCAUGACAAUUCGACCUCCAUGCUUCACAGUUGGUAUGAGGAUCUUUUCCUGGAAUGCUGUAUUGGGUUUACGCCAAACAUGUCCUUUGUUCUGGUGUCCAAAUAAUGAUAUUUUAGAUUCAUCUGUCCAAAGAACAUCAUUCCAGAAGUCCUGGUCUUUGUCUACGUUCACUCUGGCAAACUUCAGUCUGGCCUUCAUGUUCGUCUUAGAGAGCUAAGAUUUCCUUCUUGCACACCUCCUAUGAAGGUUAAACUUGUGAAGUCUUUUUCUGAUUGUAGAGGCAUGCACUUUCACAUCAACAGUAGCAAGAGCCUGCUGUAGGUCCCGUGAUGACAUUUUAGGGUUUUUUGAGACUUCUUUUAGCAUCUUGCGUUUUGCUCUCGGUGUGAACUUGCAUGAACGGCCAGACGUGGGCAUGUUGGCAGUUGUUUUGAAUGUCCUUCACUUGUAGACUAUUUUCUGGACAGUGGAAUGGCUGAAUAGUGAGAUAGUGUAAAGCGCUUUGAGCGCCUUGAAAGGUGGAAAAGCGCUAUAUAAGUAUAACACCAUUUACCAUUUAGAGAUCUUGUGAAAUCCCUUACCAGACUCUUAAGCAUCUACAAUCUUUCUUUAUAAAGGCCUCAGACAGCUCCUUUGAUCUCACCAUGGUGUUUUCUCUCGCUUCAACAGUCAGGGGCACACCAAACUAAAUGUGAGGUUUAAAAAAAGCAAGCCUCCUUCAAAUCCCCAUGACUAAAUUUUUUCACAUGACUGUAAGUUAAGGUGAAAAUAAAAAAUUCCAUUUAUUAUUAUUCCGAUAUGUACUGUAUUUCUUUUUUUUUUUUUUUUUUUUUUUGCUAUCUGUCACUGCUGUUCAUAAUUGUACCUGCAGUAUUUAUGAAGGAUUUAACGUAGGUUUUUGGGCUGUGGAAUGAAUACAUCGAAUUUUAGUGUAUUUUUAUGGAAAAUCCCGCUCGACAUACGACCAUUUCUACUUACAAACCAGGUCCUGCAACGAAUUAAAUUUGUAUGUAGAGGUACCACUGUAUUUUAUUUGGUUACACAAACAAAAUAUUACAUGUUUUGACUUAUCAACUCAAUGAGCAGUUUAAUGUUUAAAGAUUUAGAUUUUCAAACAUUUUGUCAUGUGUGAUCCAUUUUGAUCCUGCAUAUCAUAGUGUGGAUAAGCGGUCCAGAAGAUGGAUGGAUAAAUAUAGUAAACAACAGAUGCCUGGAAAAAGACAGUUGCUGGAAAUUUGAUUUUACCUGAUCCUUGACAAUUUAGUCUUUUCAUUGCAUCUCUAAUACCUCCUUCAUAGAUGUCACACUAGAUACACUAAUUACUGGUGUAGUUCCGUUGCCAUCCUCAGACUAUACCACCUGUUGCAAAGCACAUCUCUUAUCUCAGCUACUGUGAGAUUUGCACUAAAAAUAAAGCUGAUGGAUGAAUUGCGA